GCUUGGGUUGGUUAACUUGCUAAACAUCGCAAGGAAGAACUCGAACCUUCCAUUCUCAUCCAAAAUAACAAUUGGUUGCCAACUCUUUUGCAGAGAAAAUCCCAAUAUUGAAUAAGCCAGCAUCGUCACUUUCCCACUUUGAACCAGUCCCGAGUGAUAGCAACAGCGAUUGUCAAAUCUAUCUUCAAAUGAUCACGUUACCACGUUGUCACAUUAUCAUCACAUCGUCUGCGACUGCCUCAUAUAAGGACAGCAACAACAUUACUCGAGCUGGCACCGGCACUUGUUGCCAUUUUUAAGAAGUUCCGACAAAUACGUUCUUUCCAUUUUCACCUCCUUCCGGUCCUUCAGUUGCUCUUAGCUUCAUGGUCCCCUUCUUAACCAACUUCUCAUCUCAUCCUCUCGUCCUCUUCCUCUUCCUUUUGUUCUUCUCUUUCCACACCAAAUCACAUUAAAACCAAUUCUUCAUCACAAUCUCUACCUCACAACAACCACCUGGCUCGAUAGCUUUCUAUCAUUCUAGAAAACUCUACUCGCUACUAAAUUCAUUUUCUUCCUGUUUCUUGAAAGUAGCUUAUUCAAGUUUACUUCUACUCGUCCUAUCAUACAUCUGGAAAACGCCAUCAGAAAGGCAGUAGUCUCCGUCCAAUCGUCUUUUGAAAAAGCUGGAUUGCUUGAGAACGCCAUUGUUUGAGCAAAAAGCGUUGUUCUUGUCAAGAACUGCAAAGAUACCAUGUCUUACCCUCAAACUGCUACACACGCCGAAGCAGCAAAUACAUUCCCAAACCGCACCACAGCAACCAUGUACACUCAGCAACAAGCUCGCACAACUCGAGAUUCUCAAGGUCAGCAAGCCACAUAUGCCCAGGCCAGCACUGGCAUUACCCAAGCUGGGGACGGUGCCAUGAACGCAAUGAUGAAUCAGUUUGCUGGUUUAGCUAUUCCUGGCAGCAUGCCUAAUUCUACGGGUCCAAUGGCUACUAACCAACAUCAUUUGGGGACAGGCCAAGUCUACUUUCAAGUUACCCCUGAUGGCCUUGUGUAUGCACCAAGUAUGUUCCAGCCACAAUCGUUAGCCCCUCAGCAGUUAUCUGAGAAUGCAUACAACAUGAACUCCUUCCCUGGAGCAUUACCCUAUCUUGCACAGGCAUCUUCGGUCUACCCUGGCUAUGUUCCAGGAUACCAACAAAACAUUCCCUACACCCCAAACGCCCGAUCUGCCUACUAUGCUGACAGAUCUGAUCAUUCCCACUCCACCAAGGAUGUUCCUGGCCUCGAAAAUCGUCGCGGCUCUUACUCCACUACCGAGUCUCUUCCUGGAACACCAUACUAUGCCUCAUUCGCCAAUCGUGAAUCUGGUGCUCAUAUUGCUGCGAUUGACCGAUCUCCAUUCGGCUCUACCCCAUCUCCUCAGCAGCUUCCAGUCCCUCAUGCUCAAUCACUCGUCAAGGCACUUCCUUACCCAACACUUCCAAUCGGUGUUGAUAUCCAAGCCCUUUUGAAGCAGUUUCCACCAAUUCCAAAGGCAGUUCCAGCGGUUUUUACCCCAACUGAGAACAUGAGAACUUUGGAUCAGAGUUUGCACAACCCCAUUAAGAACAACCGCAAUGUCUACAUUCGUGGACUUCACCCAAAUACGGAUGACGAGACACUUGCACAAUAUGCUGCCCGCUUCGGUAAAGUCGAGACCUCCAAGGCAAUUAUUGAUACAGCCACUGGUGCUUGCAAGGGAUUUGGUUUCGCUAAGUAUUUUGACGUCCGUGAUUCGGAGAUGUGCAUCCGUGGUUUCUGGGAACUUGGUUACGAAGUCGGUUUUGCUAGAGAAUCCUUCAAUGCUCGUCUUAAGGCAGAGGGCGAUGAGGCAUCCACCAAUCUUUAUGUUUCCAAUUUGCCAAAGACUAUGACCGAAUCCGAACUUGGUGCUAUCUUCAUGGACUACAAGGUCAGCAGUAGCCGCAUUCUUCGUGAUUCCCAAAACCACAGCCGAGGCGUUGGAUUUGCUCGUUUCGAAAACCGUGAUGUCUGCGAGGAGAUCAUCAGAAAGUUCCACGGCCAGCCCAUCGGCGAAGAAGGUCUCUUACUUCAAGUUCGUUAUGCCGACACUCCAGCACAAAAGGAUUUGAAGCGAAUCACCACUGAACGUCGUCAAUUUCGAACCAAUGAGUACAACGUUGGAGCUUAUGGUGCCCCAGCUGCCGACAUGAUUGCAUUGGCUUCUCCCCCAAUGCCAUCCCCAAUUCUUCCCCGAGCUUCUCAGAUUGCUCGUCACCUUCCUGGCUCCAGAUCCAGUGGAUCCUGGAAGAGAGAUGGUAUUCCAAGCCCUGUUGGACGUGUCUCAGGUUUCAAGGACUUGGACCGAUCGGUUGUCAAAGUUUCCUUGACCGAAGCCUCUCCCAAGAAGCCUUUGACCCAUACCGUUCUCCCAAGCGUCACUCCAACCGUUUCCGAGAGUGGCUCAGCUGACGAUGGAGUCACGAUUCACGAUUCCCCAGUUGUCGUACACAGUUCAUCCAUUGCACAUAGUGCUUCCAUCACCUCUCCAUCCGCUCGCAAGUAGAGAGAUCAAGAUGGUUUUGUAUCAUCAUACCUUCAUGUCAACAUUUACUCAAUUUUGUGGCCCAAAUUUCAUUAUUGCACCAACACUUGCUUCGCCACGACGAAGCAUACCCCGCUUUCAACGAUACCUAUUAUGAUGAAUCAAUAUCUUCCAGCAUACAUGCUUAUUCACCAAGCAUACAUACAUAAUCCUGGUCGAAGUAUUAUCUAUGUUACAUUACAUACUCGCUUCUAGUUCAAUAUUUUUCGAGGCUGGCGAUCUGUACAUCCACGAGGGUGUGACAUAUUGAUGAUAGUGGUGCGAAACAUUACUUUUAUGUCAGAGUGUGAGGAUAUCAGGCAGAUUACUCUUUUCUUUGUAAUUUCUUUCGUUUUCAUUGCUCUUGUUGCAACAGUACUAGGUAGAUGAGACUUUUCUGUAGCAUAAUCAAGCUAAAUUUGCAUCAACUUCCCAUUAUAUCUAUGAUCA
Molecule: messenger RNA, 3025 nt
Organism: Botrytis cinerea B05.10
Lineage: Eukaryota; Fungi; Ascomycota; Leotiomycetes; Helotiales; Sclerotiniaceae
Exons: 9
Coding region: 734-2557 (607 amino acids)
Cellular component (GO): cytosol; ribonucleoprotein complex; nucleus
Molecular function (GO): poly(A) binding; poly(U) RNA binding; mRNA 3'-UTR binding
Source: RefSeq, a predicted model, not a curated record